UUCCCAAAAUGUCCACCAUCGUCUUCUUCCCAACAUGCCCCUCUCUUCCCAUUAUACCCUCAUUCCCACCGCCUUCGCUUUCAUUCUGGUCCUCUUUGAAACCCACUACCAAACUCCGCUCUCGGCUCUCCGGCCGCCUCCGCCCUGUUGCUGCGGCUGCGCCGCUAGCUUCCGAGACCACCAUCACCGCCGACAACGCCGACUCGCCGGAUGCCACUGCCAUCGUGAUCCGCGCUCGCAACCGUGUCGGCCUCCUCCGUGUCAUCACCCGCGUCCUUGGUGUCCUUGGCCUCCGCAUCGAUCGUGCCACCGUUGAGGCCGACGGUGACUUUUUCUUGAAGACGUUCUUUGUCGUUGAUUCACAUGGUGCGAAGAUUGAGGACUUUGAUAGCUUGGAACGGAUCAAGAACGCGAUACGGGAUGCUAUUGACGGGGGCUUUGAUUUGGCAAUGAGUGGUCGCUCGGAGAUCGUGCCGCGGAGGAGGGCUGGGGUUGGGGGGUUGGUUUCCGGGGAGGAGAAGGGGAGGACGGUGAGGUUUUUCGAGAUGAUGGAUGGGUUUCUGAAGAAUGAUCCGGUGAGCUUGCAAAAAGAUAUUUUGGAUCAUGUAGAGUUUACUGUGGCAAGGUCUCGGUUCAAUAUCGAUGAUUUUGAGGCUUAUCAGGGGAUGGCACACAGUGUAAGAGACCGCCUUAUUGAGCGAUGGCAUGACACCCAACAAUUCUUUAAGAAGAAAGAUCCCAAGCGACUUUACUAUCUUUCUCUUGAGUUUCUUAUGGGGCGUUCUUUGUCGAACAGUAUUAUUAACUUAGGUGUAAAGGACCAAUAUAUGGAUGCACUGAACCAACUAGGGUUCUCAUUUGAAAUAUUGGCGGAACAGGAAGGGGAUGCAGCUCUUGGAAAUGGUGGCCUAGCACGGCUUUCUGCAUGCCAAAUGGAUUCUUUAGCUACAAUGGACUUCCCUGCUUGGGGCUAUGGCCUACGUUAUCAAUAUGGGUUGUUUCGCCAAGUUAUAUUAGAUGGGUUUCAGCAUGAGCAACCUGACUAUUGGCUUAACUUUGGAAACCCUUGGGAAAUAGAGCGUGUUCAUGUUUCCUAUGCAGUGAAGUUUUAUGGGACUGUUGAAGAAAAGCAUUUAAAUGGCAAGAAUUGUAAAGUUUGGAUCCCUGGAGAGACGGUUGAAGCUGUGGCAUAUGAUAACCCAAUACCUGGCUAUGGAACAAGGAAUACCAUAAAUCUCCGUUUGUGGGCUGCUAAACCUAGCGGCCAGUAUGAUAUGGAAUCCUUCGGCACCGGGGAUUAUAUAAAUGCAAUCAUUGAUAGGCAGAAAGCUGAAACAAUCAGUAGUGUUUUAUAUCCUGAUGACCGUUCUUACCAGGGAAAGGAGCUAAGGUUGAAACAGCAAUACUUCUUUGUUUCAGCUUCUGUGCAAGAUAUUAUACGAAGAUUCAAAGAUUCUCAUAGUAGUUUUGAUAAAUUUCAUGAGAAGGUUGCUCUCCAACUGAAUGACACACACCCUUCAUUGGCAAUUGUUGAGGUGAUAAGGGUGCUUGUUGAUGAAGAACAUCUCAGCUGGAAAGAGGCUUGGGAUAUUGCAUGCAAUAUUUUCUCUUACACAACGCAUACUGUAGUGCCUGAAGGACUGGAGAAAAUUCCAGUUGACCUACUUGGCAGCCUCCUUCCCAGACAUUUGCAAAUAAUCUAUGAUAUAAAUUUUUCCUUCACGGAGGAGUUGAAGCAGCGAUUUGGACUUGAUUAUGAUCGUUUAUCCCGUAUGUCAAUUAUAGAGGAGGGUGCUGUAAAGAAUAUUCGAAUGGCCAAUCUAUCAAUUGUCGUUUGUCAUAAUGUUAAUGGUGUUUCCCGUGCUCAUUUAGAUACUCUCAAGUCAAAAGUGUUCAAGGACUUUUAUGAGCUUUGGCCUCAAAAGUUUCAUCAUAAAACAAAUGGCAUUACUCAGCGACGCUGGGUUGUGGUCAGCAAUCCUGGUUUAUGUGACCUUAUCACCAAAUGGCUUGGAACGGAUGCUUGGAUCCGCGAGGUAGACCUCCUACUUGGAUUGCGGGAGCAUGUGGAAAAUAAAGAACUCCAACUUGAAUGGAGAACAGUCAGGAGGGUGAAUAAAAUUAGGCUUGUGGAGUUCAUCGAAGCCAUGACUGGCAUGAAGGUCAGUCCAGACGCAAUGUUUGAUGUACAAAUCAAGCGAAUUCAUGAGUAUAAGAGACAACUGCUUAAUAUACUUGGUAUUAUCCAUCGUUAUGAUUGUAUAAAGAACAUGAAGGAUAGUGAGAGAAAGAGAGUUGUGCCUCGUGUUUGCAUCAUUGGAGGUAAGGCUGCUCCUGGGUAUGAAAUGGCAAAGAAAAUAAUCAAGCUCUGCCAUAGUGUUGGAGAAAAGAUCAAUUCUGACCCUGAUAUUGGUGAUCUAUUGAAAUUGAUUUUUAUUCCAGAUUAUAAUGUUUCAGUUGCUGAACUCGUAAUCCCAGGAAGUGACCUUUCACAGCAUAUUAGCACAGCAGGCCAUGAAGCAUCUGGGACUGGCAGUAUGAAAUUUUUGAUAAACGGAUGUUUGCUGUUAGCCACUGCUGAUGGAUCUACGCUUGAAAUCAUUGAUGAAAUCGGGGAGGAAAACAUGUUUAUUUGUGGUGCCAAAAUUCAUGAAGUUGCCAUGAUGCGUGAAAAUGGUGAGGCCCCCAAGCUGCCACUCGAACUUGUUCAUGUUUUGAGAAUGGUGCGUGACGGUUAUUUUGGCCACGAGGAGUACUUCAAACCAUUAUGUGAUUCUAUAGAGAGUGCCGGAGAUUUCUAUCUCCUCGGACAUGAUUUUCCAAGCUACCUCGAAGCCCAGGCAGCAGCAGACAAAGCCUUUGUCGAUCAGGAGACGUGGACGAAGAUGAGCAUACUUAGCACGGCUGGCUCUGGAAAAUUCAGCAGUGAUCGAACCAUCGGUGAUUAUGCAGCGGAAACGUGGGGUAUUGAACCUUGUAGGUGCCCCUUUUGACUUGGAGAUUCACAGGCAAGAAGCCAGUAUUGUUGAUUAUAAUGCAAUUGUGGAGCUUUGGUGACCUUAAAGUACAUUAACACAGUAUAUGUUCACCAAUUUCAUCUGAACUAUUUAGUUUUGAUAACAAUAUAGCUUUUGUACUCUUCCAUGUAAUUUGGUUCAAUUAAUUAAUUAUGGAGUUCCAUUAA
Dioscorea cayenensis subsp. rotundata (Guinea yam) is the source of this 3184-nucleotide messenger RNA. Its product is annotated as glycogen phosphorylase 1-like. The transcript has 22 exons. Gene Ontology annotation, biological process: glycogen catabolic process. The coding region runs from base 9 to 2993 and encodes 994 amino acids. The record is from RefSeq and is a predicted model, not a curated record. NCBI's taxonomy places the organism in Eukaryota, Viridiplantae, Streptophyta, Magnoliopsida, Dioscoreales, Dioscoreaceae. Gene Ontology annotation, cellular component: cytoplasm. Gene Ontology annotation, molecular function: pyridoxal phosphate binding; glycogen phosphorylase activity.